Erinaceus europaeus (western European hedgehog) is the source of this 2680-nucleotide messenger RNA. It is a transcript of the gene ZNF526, whose product is annotated as zinc finger protein 526. Gene Ontology annotation, biological process: negative regulation of transcription by RNA polymerase II; regulation of cytokine production; regulation of immune system process. The transcript has 3 exons. The record is from RefSeq and is a predicted model, not a curated record. The coding region runs from base 334 to 2325 and encodes 663 amino acids. NCBI's taxonomy places the organism in Eukaryota, Metazoa, Chordata, Mammalia, Eulipotyphla, Erinaceidae.
CCCUCCUUAUGCCUAUUAGGCACAUGGCAAACUUUGCACCAGAUCCUAGGCCUCACCCAAGGAGGGAGUUCUGUGUUUGAAGUGAGACCGGAAACAGGAAAAACGAAGUGAACUCUCAGACCCCUAGUUGAAUCCUUACAGGAAGGCCUGCUGUCAAAUAGCUGCUGUGCGCAGGGUGCCCUAGCUACUCGGAAAAUUCGUGGAGGUGUUCAUCUAGAUACCUGGCACCAGAGACUGCAGAGCAGAUUCAGAGGUGUGAGCUUACGAAGACUAGAGCAUAGACUUCAGGUUCAGGUUUGCUGAUUGACAGAGGCUGAGUCUGCCUUCCCCACAAUGGCAGAAGUGGUAGCCGAGGUAGUCGAGAUGCCAACACAGAUGUCUCCAGGGGCCCUGGAAUUGUCAGCCCCGGUGCUAGGGGAGGUGGCAGAGAUGUCAACUGAGGUGAUGGAGAUGACACCUGGGGAGGCCCUUGCCUCCUCCCUCUUCUUCCAGCACCACCAGUUCAUGUGUUCAGAGUGUGGCAACCUCUACAACACACUGGAAGAAGUCCUUUCCCACCAGGAACAGCAUGUGCCCACUGUCACUGAGGAGGAGGCGGUGUUGGCCACCCAGGACACCAGUCUGGAGCAAAGCAGCAUGGAGGAUGGGCCUUUCCAGUGCUGUGAAUGCAGCCAGCUCAUCCUUUCUCCUAGUGAGCUCCUCGCCCACCAGGAAGCCCACCUUCAGGAGUCUGCAAGUGAGAUCCAGUACCAAUGCAGGGACUGCCAGGAGCUGUUCCCCACACCGGAACUAUGGAUGGCUCACCGGCGGGCCCAGCACCUUUCUUCAGCAGUGGUCGAACCACCGGAGCCACCUCCUACCUCACCUCCACCUCCGCCCCCUGCUCCACCAGAACCCAAGAUGGAGCCCUACGAGUGUCCCGAGUGCUCUACCCUGUGUGCCACCCCUGAGGAAUUCUUGGAGCAUCAAGGCACGCACUUUGACUCUCUGGAGAAAGAAGAGCGCAAUGGGCUGGAGGAGGAAGAGGAAGAUGAGGACGAAGAGGAAGAAUCAGAGGACGAGGAGGUGGCAGCAGAGGCUGGUGAUGACACUGCAGGAGGGGACAAGUCCACAGCAGACCAGGCCUCAGGCUGUGGGGAUCAUCCCCCACAAAGAAACACCCCAGGGGCACGUCGGCGACACUGGCGGGCCUCUCGAGGCCCUGCGUCAGCCACCCACCCCUUCCACUGCAGCCAGUGCCAGCGCAGCUUCAGCUCCGCGAACCGGCUGCUGGCUCACGGCCGGGCCCACAUAGGGGGCACGCACGAGUGCAGCACCUGCUCCAAGGUCUUCAAGAAAGCGGCCUCCCUGGAGCAGCACCAGCGGCUGCAUCGCGGCGAAGCCCGCUACCUCUGCGUGGACUGUGGCCGAGGCUUUGGCACCGAGCUCACACUGGUGGCCCACCGGCGGGCCCACACCGCCAACCCACUGCACCGCUGCCGCUGCGGCAAGACCUUCAGCAACAUGACCAAGUUCCUCUACCACCGGCGCACUCACGCUGGCAAGAGCGGAGUGCCCCCCACAACCACUGCAGCCUCCCCAGCCCCAGUGGAGCCCCCACCACCCCCUCCAGCCCCGGCUCCACCAGUCCAGCUGCCCUGCCCUCAGUGCUCCAAGUCCUUUGCUUCAGCCUCUCGGCUCUCCCGGCACAGGCGCACAGUCCACGGGCCCCCAGAGCGGCGGCACCGCUGCGGCAUUUGUGGCCGGGGCUUCAAGAAGCUGGUCCAUGUGCACAACCACCUGCGGACACACACGGGCGAGAGACCCUUCCAGUGCCACUCCUGUGGCAAGACCUUUGCCUCCUUGGCCAACCUCAGCCGCCACCAGCUGACCCACACGGGCGUGCGGCCCUACCAGUGCCUGGACUGUGGCAAGCGCUUCACGCAGAGCUCCAACCUGCAGCAGCACCGCAGGCUGCACCUGAGGCCGGUGGCCUUUGCCCGAGCGCCCCGCCUGCCCAUCACCGGGCUCUACAAUAAGAGCCCCUACUACUGUGGGACCUGCGGCCGCUGGUUCCGUGCUAUGGCUGGCCUUCGGCUGCACCAGCGGGUCCACGCCCGAGCCCGGUCCCUGACACUCCCGCAGCCUCCACGCUCGCCACCCCUAGCUCCACCCCCAGCCCCCGAGCCUCAGCAGACAAUCAUGUGCACUGAGCUGGGGGAGACCAUCGCCAUCAUCGAGACAUCCCAGCCGCUGGCACUGGAGGACACGCUGCAGCUGUGCCAGGCGGCCCUGGGGGCCAGUGAAGCCAGCGGGCUACUGCAGCUGGACACAGCCUUCGUGUGACACAGCAGAGCAGCAGCUGUAAGGGGGCUCAGCUGCAAGUGUAGAUACCUCUGGAGAGGGGGUGGCCCAACCCUGGCGAGCUACUCUGGCGCCCACCAUGUGCCUCGAUCUACCCCAGCCUUUUCCAGCUGACUCCUCAGAAGGGCCCUGCCAGGUUUCUCCCAUAACCCCUUCUUCCUGAAGGGAAACUGAAGCUCUGAGACAUGAUAUGCUGUCCCAGGGCACCUUGCUGCUCUGCAGAACGAGACUAGCCAAUGUGCUCUGUUCCCCAGCACCCCAGGACCCAGCAGCAUUGGGCCACCUCCCCUGAGCCUCAGCUGAGGGCCAGGUCUGCUGGGCACAGUCACAGAUAUGC